AUGAGUUUGGACAGAACUUUGCUAUUAGUUCCUUGCAAUUUACAUGAAACCGAAUACAAAACAAAGCAGCACAAACAAUCCAUAAACAAUUUAGCAGCAGGAAUAUUGUUGUUUAAUAUUAUGUUAUGUCAUAUUAUGCUCGAGUAUUGUGCACAAGAAUUCUUUUUGUCUUUCUUCUUUAUGCAUUCACUUCGUGAUUCUUCUUUAGAUGACAUACACGUGCUUUUAUGUUCGCCGGUGUUGGUUGAUAUUGUGGAGAGCGCGAUAAAAAUUACUACGCACGAUUCAUAUAAGUUGAACGUUCAAAACUUAUAA
Messenger RNA from Clunio marinus, 315 nucleotides. The record is from the annotation of a GenBank genome assembly. Lineage: Eukaryota; Metazoa; Arthropoda; Insecta; Diptera; Chironomidae.